GCGCGUGGGGUUGGCUAUCCAAAAUUAUCGGAGAAGGGGGAGGUGCUGUCAAAUUGCUUAUAGAGCUUCUCUUGUUCUUUUUGUGUGCUCUACGCCAAGUGAACAGCUUCAGCGUGAUGGACCAACCCGAGCUUUCUCUAAGCCCAUCUCUCUCUUCAGCCACAUUAUCGCAGGCCAGAACUGAAUCAAAUUCUAGAAAGAGAAAGCAGAAUUACAUCGAUUGGCCGGUUAAUGAUCCAUUGCCCUCAGACUGGGAGCAAUGUCUCGACUUAAAGUCUGGAAGAAUGUAUUAUUUGAACAGGAGAACCUUGACCAAAGUAUGGAACAGGCCUUAUAAGGAGCGGAAGCUGGACCUGGAGCUUUCAAUCAUGCCGGCAUUCACAGACAAAAGUGCAGAGAAUGAAGCAGAGAAGCCCGAAGACACCGACUGCGACGGCGGCAGCAUGGCCGCCAUCGUCUGUCUGAACUGCCACCUCCUCGUCAUGCUGUAUCGAUCGUCGCCGUUUUGUCCUAAUUGCAGGCAUAUGCACUUCUUCCCUGCGACACAACCCCUGAAGGUGCUGGAAACCCUAAAUCUUCUCAACUAAUAUGAUGUAUAAAUAUUAUAUUAGAUAUGGAUUGUGGCGAAGAAGUGUUUGUAUGGUUGUUCCUGUAGAAAUCUACUGCUACAUUAAUGCA
Molecule: messenger RNA, 678 nt
Organism: Phalaenopsis equestris
Lineage: Eukaryota; Viridiplantae; Streptophyta; Magnoliopsida; Asparagales; Orchidaceae
Exons: 3
Coding region: 117-587 (156 amino acids)
Molecular function (GO): protein binding
Source: RefSeq, a predicted model, not a curated record